UCUUUUUGAUACAAUGAACUCGGCUCCUCACAUCCCCUCCAUCAGUCUCUCUCUCUCGUGUGGCUUCUUCUUCUUCCCCUUUUCUACUCUUUUUCCUCUAUUGGAGAAAAUUUUUUUUUCUCAUCUCGACUUCCCUCUCUUUCCGCCACCUGUAGUCUUCUGCGCAUCCCUUUCCCUCCUUGGUUUUACCCAUUUCCUCUUCUCCCAACCGAAAUAAGCCUUCUUCCUGCAUGCAAUCUUGCCAUAUUGAAUGGGCAAGUACAUAAGAAAAGCGAAGCUCGCCGGGAAGGUAGCUGUCAUGGAGGUCUCAGCUCAGUCUUCUAUAGGAGUUCGUACCAGAGCAAGAACCCUCGCGCUUCGUCGCCCACGGAAACCGUCCUCCUCCUCCUCCUCCACCACCACCACCUCUGCAGUCGACAAUUCAUCAUCAUCUUCUUCCUCCUGCUACCUUCAGCUCCGCAGUCGCCGCUUGCAGAAGCCCGCCCUUAAUUUCAUUCAUAAUAAAAUCUCAGAGUCCAAGAUUUGUGCUGACGUUCAGGCCUCGCCGGAGGUGGACGGAGGAGUCGAGACAUCGUUUGGGGAAAACGUUUUGGACUUCGAUUGUCGGGAUAGGAAUGUGAGGGAAACCACACCUUGCAGUUUGAUAAGGAGUUCUGAAACUAUUAGGACUCCUGGCUCUACCACUAGGCUAACUCCAACCACAAAUGCCUUUAACCGUAGUUUACGGAAUGCUGUGCAUCAGAACAUUCCAAACCCUCGUGAGAUUGAAGAGUUUUUUGCUGGGACCGAGCAUCUACAACAGAAAAAAUUCAUGGAGAAGUAUAAUUUUGAUCCCCUGAAUGAUUUUCCCCUUCCCGGUCGAUAUGAAUGGGUGAAGCUCGACUCUUAGAACCCAACCUUCCUCCAUCAAAAGCUUCUGCUUUCAUCCACGUCCAGUCUUCCAUAGAAGCCUGACCUCAUAGUGGUAAUUUAAGAUAAUUAUUACCUAAGUGUAAAGAAGCAAUGGAUUUCCCAAGGUUUGAAAUGCCAAUCCAACGUUGUGUAUAGUAUGCAGACUGUGCUUCUGUAGCUGUAACACUUUUAGCAUUUAGGACCACCUAACCAAAUAUGUUAGAACUCGCUUGGUUCUGUAACUUGUUGCAUGUUGGUGUCUGAAAGUUCAUUGGGAAAUAAACGUUGAUCUUCUUAUGUUGUU
Messenger RNA from Phalaenopsis equestris, 1195 nucleotides. Its product is annotated as cyclin-dependent kinase inhibitor 5-like. The coding region runs from base 251 to 889 and encodes 212 amino acids. The record is from RefSeq and is a predicted model, not a curated record. The transcript is spliced from 3 exons. Gene Ontology annotation, biological process: negative regulation of cyclin-dependent protein serine/threonine kinase activity. Gene Ontology annotation, molecular function: cyclin-dependent protein serine/threonine kinase inhibitor activity. NCBI's taxonomy places the organism in Eukaryota, Viridiplantae, Streptophyta, Magnoliopsida, Asparagales, Orchidaceae. Gene Ontology annotation, cellular component: nucleus.